AUGUUAAUGAAUUAUUCAAUGCAUCUCGUAUUAUGGCUUUUAAUUCAAUUAUUAGUUGAAGUAGAAUGUCAAACGGCUCCUUUCAAGCCAGCACAACGUAGCGGCCAUUCUGCUACACUUAUUGACAGUAAUUUGUAUAUCUUAGGUGGUCGAAAUGAGGAGACUGAAAGAGUUGGAAGUGAAUUUUUUUAUCUUGACGUUUCUGUUUCAUUUAAUACUCAAAAUAUUUUAUGGCGUGAUUUAACAAGCAUUAAUAUAGUUCCAAAGCAUAAUGCAGCUGCAUCUGUUAGUGGUGGUGAAAAUAAUAAAACCUUGUUUUUAUACGGUGGAAUUCCUUAUUAUAAUGCAGCAAUGGAUUUAGUUUAUACAUUUGAUACUCAAAGUAAUUCAUGGGGUAUUCCAAAAAUAACAGGCGACAAUAUUGUUAUGAAAAAUAACCUAAAAGGAAUUGUUAAUGAUUAUGGGAAAAUGUUUUUAUUUGGUGGACUAUUUAAUGGCACUACUCAAAAUGAUAUGCUUAUUUUAGAUACAAAAAUUUUGAAAUGGGAGUUAGGAAGCGCAAUUAAUGCACCUUCUCCAAGGGCUGUUUAUGGUGCAACUUAUGUCUCAGAACAGCAUAUACUUUAUCUAGGUGGCUUUUCUACCGCAUCUAGUGUUGAUGGUGCAUCUUUAUCAUUGAAAGAGAUUUAUUACUAUGACAUGGUUAAAAAUUUGUGGCUGACAAGAGUGACUUCUGGUGCAAUUCCUUCUGAUAGAGAUUCCUUUUCUUCGGUCCUUGGUUUGGAUGGACAAAAAGUAAUAAUCUUUGGAGGAAUAAAUAAUAUUAAUAAACUCAAACCUCAGGAUGCUCUUUAUGUAUUGGACUUAAUAAAUUUUGUAUGGUAUAUACCAAAAAUUUCUGGAAGUAUUCCAGGUUCCAGAUAUUGGCACCGAGUGAAUGUAAUUGGAAAAUAUAUAGUUAUAUCAUUUGGAUUUGGUUAUAAUAGAAAUAUUGACAAUGAUAUCUUAUUGCUUGAUAUAAGUAAUGAUGAAGAAUAUAUGUGGACAAACAUUUUCGAUCCAAAUGAGCAGCCUCCUCCAAAAGUUUCACAAACUAAUUUUCCAAAAGUUUCACCAACUAUUCCAAUACCAGUUAUAAUUGGAGUAUCUAUAGGAACAUGUUUAGUUAUUAUUUUUUUAUUACUUGGAGGCUUUUACUUGUAUAAAUGGAAUAAAAAUAGAAGGGAAAAUAUAAGAGCAAUACCAACUCCUGGAAGUGAAGGUAAUUACAAUUUUAAUCAUGAAGCUUUAGAAAUUCCUACCAGAAAUAGUGUUUAUAAUCAUGGACAAGAAACAAUUCCAGCACAUUAA
Molecule: messenger RNA, 1350 nt
Organism: Funneliformis caledonium
Lineage: Eukaryota; Fungi; Glomeromycota; Glomeromycetes; Glomerales; Glomeraceae
Source: the annotation of a GenBank genome assembly